AUGUCACAUUCCGCCUCGACCUCCACCACAGAUGAAAAAUCAAGAGGAGAAACGGCAACUUUACAUGCAUUAACUAUAAUGGAACCAUAUGCCACAUGCAUUAUUAACGGCCCAAAGCGUUUAGAAAAUCGAACUUACCCGCUCGAUAUUCAAAAACUAAUUAGCGAAAGCAAAUUCGGAAUUCAAGAUGAUAAAAAGGAUGGAAGUGGAGUGUGGAUCGCGAUCCAUGCCUCAUCUUCGCAGAGAAUGCUUCGACCGAACGAUCCUACAUGCUCCAUCAUUCGAUUUCAGUGUUGGUCGGAAUUGCCAUCACUGGAUUUAAUGAAAAGGAACUGUGGAAAGAUCAUUGGCGUGGCAAAGUUUUUUGCAUGCUUGAAGUCUGAGGAGGUGUCCGACGAUAAUGUUUGGAAGGGUGGUGAUUACGAGGGCGGAGGCGGAAAUAGGGGAAGGAAGAAACAGCAAUAUUGCUGGAUGAUCGAAGAAGUUAAGGCUUUGGAGACUCCCAUCGAGUGUAAGGGAAAUGUUGGGAUUUGGUAUUUAGACGAAAAUAUCGCGAAUCAGAUUUGGAAAGAGAUUAAAAAAUCUUUUUACGGUUUUGGGAUGCGUAAUCUAGGAAUUAAGCAACGUCGUGUAAAAUACAUAGACUUAUGA
Messenger RNA from Acaulospora morrowiae, 651 nucleotides. The record is from the annotation of a GenBank genome assembly. Lineage: Eukaryota; Fungi; Glomeromycota; Glomeromycetes; Diversisporales; Acaulosporaceae.